Molecule: messenger RNA, 1959 nt
Organism: Caenorhabditis bovis
Lineage: Eukaryota; Metazoa; Nematoda; Chromadorea; Rhabditida; Rhabditidae
Source: the annotation of a GenBank genome assembly
AUGGAGAAUGUCGAAGAUGGCGAGAUUUUGCAUGAAGACGUCGUCGUCGCCGCCGCCACCGCCACCGACGUUGUGUCACAACCAAGCGAUGAGAAUUACCGAAAACCGCUGGCGGUCAGCUAUCCGAUGCUUCGAAAAGCCGCUGAAAGUUUGAUUCUGAUGACGCAAGAUAUGGGCAUGAGCGAUGUUGAGCUGAGAAGUGCGAUCAGUCGAGCCAUGUUCUAUUUGAAGUCGUCCGAGCAGCUCGCCGUCGCACACCAGCAGCAGAUUGAAAUUCUCGCCAAUUGUCAUGAGGCCGAGAAGAAGGCGUGCGAGCAGUUGAUCAAUGAGUUCAAUCAGCAUCUCGAGGAGACCACGUCGGAGACGCUCCAGCCGCCGACAGUCGAUACCAGUGUUCCGCCGCCACCAAUUACGUUCAACCAUCCGCCGCCGCCGAUCGGAAUGCCGAUGAUGUCGACGUCGCACGAGUUGCUCAAUGUGCUCAAAGUGUUGCCGCCGACGAAUUUCGCGAUGCCGCCGCCGCCGCCGCCGAUGAUGAUGAUGCCGCACGCGCCGUACAAUGUGCCGUUUCGCACAUUGACGCCGACAAUCGAUGAGGGCAAAUCGAUGAAGAUGACGUCGUGGCGAUUGACGUCGUCGUCGAGCGCAUAUAUAUUGCAGAUCGCGUUUCGCACCAAUUCCGCCGCCACCAAUGCCCGCCAAAUUGCGCCAUGUGUCGCCGUUUGCGAAUCGACGACCGACGAGGCAAUGAUGUUGGCGGAAGGCGAGCACGAGGCGAUCAUGGACGAGGUUUUAUUGUCGUCGAAGUUAAAACGCGUCGAUUCGGCGACCGGCGUCUCAUCGCCUCGCUCCAAUGAGCCGCUGGUGACCGGAAAAGCCGCGAAGGUGCCGAAAACGCCGUACGUGGUGUUGCCGGCCGCCGAGAGUUUCGCCAAGUUUCGCAGCAAAUCGCGUGUGGCUGUCGAUAUCGGCGGCACCCUUAUAAAAGUUGUCUACUCGUCGACGUGCGAUGACGAAUUGCCCGAAGAGAGUCUGAACGGCGGCAAUCGGAACUACGCGUAUGAGGACGGAAAAAAGGUGUUGGUGAACUUCAAAAAGUUCACACAAAUGGACAAAUUCAUCAAUUUCCUCAAAGAGAAUUGGGUCGAUCGAACAUCGGAAGAUGUGAUUCAUUGCACCGGCGGCGGUUCGUACAAGUUUGCCGAGCAGAUAAAAAAAGAAUUGGGCGUCAAAAUUGCGCGAACCGACGAGAUGCGCUCGUUGAUUUACGGCGUCAAUUUUCUAUUGAACAACAAUGUCGAUGAAUCUUUCACGUAUCACCAUGACGCAAUUGGAAGGAACAAAUUUCAAUAUCGGCCUAUCGAUAAGGACCUCAUCUAUCCAUUUUUGCUGGUAAACAUUGGCACCGGAAUCAGUAUACUCAAAGUGGACUCGCCGGAAAAGUAUGAGCGCGUCGGCGGCAGCUCGAUGGGCGGCGGCACGUUUUUGGGACUUGGCAGUUUGUUGACGCCGGCGAAAAGUUUUGACGAGCUUUUGGAAUUGGCGAGUCGCGGUGACCAUCGAAAUGUUGAUAAACUUGUCUGUGAUAUUUAUGGCGGCUCAUACGAGGAAUUGAAAUUGAAAGCCGAUCUGAUUGCCGGCUCAUUGGCGAAGUGUAGCUCCUAUGGUGGCGCGACGACGCAUCAGCACAAGCCUGAAGAUAUUGCGAAAAGCCUGUUGCUCAUGGUGAGCAACAACAUCGGACAGAUGGCGAUGCUUUAUGGAACCCGAUUUGGCCUUAAAAGGAUAUAUUUCGGAGGGUUCUUUAUUCGCCAGGAUCCGAUCACAAUGCGCACAUUGUCGUAUGCGAUCAAUUUUUGGAGCGGGGGGGCAAUCGACGCGCUCUACCUGAAGCAUGAGGGAUAUUUGGGAGCGAUGGGCUCAUUUUUAGACGAAGAUGGCGUUUUAGAGGAUGUUUGA